Messenger RNA from Tetrapisispora phaffii CBS 4417, 843 nucleotides. It is a transcript of the gene CAP2, whose product is annotated as F-actin-capping protein subunit beta. The coding region runs from base 1 to 843 and encodes 280 amino acids. Gene Ontology annotation, cellular component: actin cortical patch; F-actin capping protein complex; cytoplasm. The transcript has a single exon. Gene Ontology annotation, molecular function: actin filament binding. The record is from RefSeq and is a predicted model, not a curated record. NCBI's taxonomy places the organism in Eukaryota, Fungi, Ascomycota, Saccharomycetes, Saccharomycetales, Saccharomycetaceae. Gene Ontology annotation, biological process: actin cytoskeleton organization; barbed-end actin filament capping; cell morphogenesis.
AUGAAUUCUGAGGAUUCAUAUGAUGCUGCUUUAGAUCUACUUCGUAGAUUAAAUCCAAGUCGUUUAGAACAUCACUUAAAAAAUCUGAUUCAGUUAGAGCCAACCUUGGCCGAAGACUUGUUAUCGUCUGUUGAUAUUCCUUUAACUAUUAAGCGUGAUCCAAAGGACUCUCAAAAGGAGUAUUUAUGCUGUGAUUAUAAUAGAGAUGCAGAUUCUCACAGAUCACCAUGGUCUAACGAAUAUUUUCCAGAACUAUCUGAACAGGACCUUGAAGAAAGUCCCUUCCCAUCUGAACCUUUAAGAAAAUUAGAAAUACUUUUCAAUGAUUCUUUCGAUGUUUACAGGGACUUAUACUAUGAAGGUGGUAUCUCGAGUGCUUAUCUAUGGGAUGUCGCAGAUGACACAAGUAAUAUUGUUAGAGAUUUUGCAGGUGUGGUAUUGUUCAAGAAAAGUAACCAAAGCUCAAGUUCAUGGGAUAGUAUCCAUGUUUUAGAGGCAACUUUUGAAAAUGAUAAUGAAGUUACCUACAGAAUCACAACUACAAUUCUUUUACGUUUAGAUAAAGACAAUUCAAUCAAAUUAUCUGGUAAUUUAUCCAGACAAACGGAAAAGACAGUUACUAUCAAUGCUUCAAAUAAUGCUGACCAAAUUAAUAUUGCUCAUAUCACCAAUGUCGGUUCCAUGAUUGAAGAUAUUGAAUACCAAAUGAGAAUAUUAUUAGAGGCUGUAUAUUUUGAAAAAACUAGAGAUAUUUUCCAUGAGACUAAGAACGGUGCUGUCUCGACCGAACAAAAGAACAAGACAGCUCAUGAAGAAAUCAUUAAAGGCUUACAAAGUCUAUAA